AUGCCCUCACGUCUACUACAUGUACUAGCUUUUACAUUACUUUCUUCGUUAUUAUCAUUGACAGUUGUUGCAGAUGAAAAUAUUUUCAAGACUAAAUAUAGUAAUGAAACCAUAAUAUCAGAUGAUGCAGAUGAAGAAGAAGCCCAACAAGAGUUUAAACCAAAAUUUAACUUUUUAAUAACAAUCGGUUUUUCUGGUCUAGCAUUGAAUCUCAUUGGAGUUUUAUGUAUAUUUUACCACACAUAUUUACAAUGGAAGGCACAAACAUCUUCCAUGAAAAUGUACUAUAGACUGCCAUUUUACAUUGCGAUCACGGACUUGAGUAUCAUAAUCACUCACUUUUUAAAUAUGAUUCACCCUGUUAUCUAUCGAACUCCAUGGCCAAACCCAUUCUGCAAUCUUCUUGGGUUAACUAUUGAAGUAACACAAUGUCUAAAUCAGUUUUUAUUUAGUAUUGUUGCAGUUUCAAUUUACCUAAAAGUCAGUAAAAAUUCCAAAAUUGAUUUUGGAAAAUAUGAUUGGAAACUAUUUACGGGAAUGAUUGUCUUAACGUCCCUAUUUUCAAUACCACCUCUAAAAUCCGAUGGAUAUGGCGCUCAACAAGUGUGGUGCGGAUUAAAACCUGGGCGUCAAUUUGUCACUUUAUACUUUUUUCUGCUAGCAACUGUAAAUCUUUUAGUCACGACAGUUUGUUAUGUCCAGAUUUUGUCGAAAUUAAAACAAAGCCGAUGUGACUUAGUUUCGUCUAGGCAUCAGACGAAAAAUGUUGAGGAUCGGGUCACGAAAAAGAUUGCACUUCAUGUGCUCGUUUUUCUUUUGCAAUGGCUGCCUGUAAAUUUAUAUACAAUAACAUUUUUUUUUGGGACUUCCGAUUUUUGGAUAAUGGUUGUUGCGGCGAUUGGGAUAAACAUGGGUGGUAUAGGGAAUGCGCUUGCCUACGCAUACAACAUAGAUCUAUUCCAGCGUCAUCCAGAUGAAACAGGAAAACAAAAAUGGGGCGGACUGAUAGUAGACAACUGA
Molecule: messenger RNA, 1020 nt
Organism: Ambispora gerdemannii
Lineage: Eukaryota; Fungi; Glomeromycota; Glomeromycetes; Archaeosporales; Ambisporaceae
Source: the annotation of a GenBank genome assembly